Molecule: messenger RNA, 9896 nt
Organism: Cygnus olor (mute swan)
Lineage: Eukaryota; Metazoa; Chordata; Aves; Anseriformes; Anatidae
Gene: ADNP2
Product: ADNP homeobox 2
Exons: 5
Coding region: 3586-6795 (1069 amino acids)
Biological process (GO): regulation of gene expression
Cellular component (GO): nucleus
Molecular function (GO): DNA binding
Source: RefSeq, a predicted model, not a curated record
GAGCGGGAGGCGGAGGCUGCGGAGCGGGCCCUCGACCCGGCAGGCGGCGGAGGCGGCGGGAGUAGCAGCAGCGGCGGCGGCGGCGGCGGCGAGGCGGCGUAGCGGUGGCGGGCGCCCCCUGCAGCCCGGCCGGGAGUCAAAUCUUUCAAAGCUCUUAAGACACCUACAGAUGUUGAUAGAAAGCUAUAUAUAUUUCUUCUCUCCCUCCAAAGGCUUUGGUACCAAUGUACUAUUAAAUUUGGUUAGGGGUAUGUCAGAAGCACAGAUAAGAGUCCGGGGAAUGGAGCCAUCCGUGUAACACACGGUUGAGAAGAUAUCCAGGUAUGCCUUUCAGAAUGGUCCUUGACUGAAACAAAAUUGAUGAAAGUACAAUUUGGCAUGACCAAGCUGACCUUGGAUUCCAUGAGGCAGUUUCGUAGUGUGCGUACCCUCCUAUCUGUUGUUUUUGUCAUUCAGAAUUUUUGUUUAGAUUUUGAGAAUUAGUAGAUUGCUUGCUCUCGUUUCAUUUUCAGGAAUGGAAUUGGUUUUAUUGUUUUCUCAACUAAAAUUGACUUAGCAACUUCAAAUGAGUUUAUUAAAAUGAGAAUAAAGAAUUCUUUAGUAUUUGUCAACUCUGGGUAUCACGGAAAUAUAACCUAACAAAGAAACCUUUUAAAAUGCUUCUGACUGAAAUACCUCAAAGCUGUCUUCCUAAAACCAAUCUUUACAACUCUCCUUCCAGAGUUACUCAUUAAGCAGUUUCCUAGUUGAGAAGGUGUAAAAACUAAAAAUGAUUAAAUUUCCAAAGCAGAUAAUAUGAAAGGAUGAAAUUCUGUAAACAUUUCAUAAUUUUGCUAUUGUAAACAGUUCUAUGAGCAAUGGGCUAGUGAAUGUUGGCUUCCUAAGAACAUGUCUGCAGAUUUAGCUUCUGUGUAGAUUAUCUGAUGUCUAAAAAGGGCCACACUGCGGCCUUUUCUUCUAAUAGGGUUUUUCUAAUAGGAUUUCUAUCUAUCUAGCUGCCCAUUUGCAUGAAUUUUCUGGAAACAUCUUGCAUGCGCGAGGACAGCCUGCUUGUAUGUCUUUGGUCCAGCUCCUUAUCAGCCUCAUAUCUAAUUGGAUUGCAGAUACCUAGUUUCCUUAGGGACACAAAUUAAAAUGGUGCUGAUUGAUACAAGGAAAAAAAAUAUUUCAUUGUGAGGACAGUCCAUCAGUGGAACAGGUUUCACAGAGCGUCUGUGAAAUUCCUCUGUGGAGGUUUUCAAGACCUGAAUGGACAAGACGCUGAGUACUAUGGUUGCGAUUUGUUGUUGUGCCUGCUUUGUGUAGCAGGCCGGGCUGGGUCACCUCCUGGGUGAAUGAGAAUUGUUCUAAAAAAUACGUCUAAAAGGAAGGCAAGCAGGAACUUUCAUGUUGUGACUUCUCACUUUCAAGAGGUGAAAUGUUAAUAUUUUUACUUUUUUUUUUUUAAUGCAGAGAAGUUAUACUCAAACAGAGUUACUUGGUGAACAAGUAGUAUUUACCUUUGGCUAGGAUGACACUGUCCUGUAUGUUACCUUGUUGUUUUGUGUUGAAAUACUUGUUAUUACUGAAAGGGGUAGAGCUGCAGUAGUGGUCUUUGUUGAAAAGCUGAAUGUGAUUGUACAUUGUAGCAUGUGAUCACAGAAUCACCUAGGUUGGAAGAGACCUCCAAGAUCACCUAGGCCAACCUCUGACCUAACACUAACAAGUCCUCCACUAAACCAUAUCACUAAGCUCUACAUCUAGAUGUCUUUUAAAGACCUCCAGGGAUGGUGACUCAACCUCUUCCCUGGGCAGCCCAUUCCAAUGCCUAACAACCCUUUCAGUAAAGAAGUUUUUCCUAAUAUCCAACCUAAACCUCCCCUGGCACAACUUUAGCCCAUUCCCCCUUGUCCUGUCACCAGGCACGUGGGAGAAUAGACCAACCCCCACCUCUCUACAGCCUCCUUUAAGGUACCUAUAGAGAGCGAUAAGGUUGCCCCUGAGCCUCCUCUUCUCCAGGCUGAACAACCCCAGCUCCCUCAGCCCCUCCUCAUAAGACUUGUUCUCCAGACCCCUCACCAGCUUUGUUGCCCUUCUCUGGACUUGCUUGAGCACUUCCAUGUCCUUCUUGUAGUGAGGGGCCCAAAAUGUUGUAGAUGUUGUAGAAAGGGAAGGGAACCUUCAGUGUUAUGUAAAACUUCCAGUGAAGUGUAUCGUUACAGUUGUAUUAUCUACUUGAACACUAGAUGCAGGAAUAGAUCAAUAGAUAAAAUGCCCAGGAAAUGGUUGAAUGACCUGUUCAGAACUGUUGACGUUAACUGAGUUUGGUUUGGGACAUAAGCUGCUGUAAUGAUUAUUUUAUCAUGCCCUUAUCUUGUUUCCUUUAUAAAAUGUGCUGUCUCUGAAAACUUAGUGGACUAGUAGUUUUUCGUAACAAUGGUUGGGUACAAUUUAAAAUAAAUUUACCUUCAACAACAGAGGAAACGGAUCAAGACUCCUUCGCUAGAGUAGCUCAGGUUUAAUUUUACUGUAGUGCUUUUAUGUUCAAUUUGCUGGUUAAGAAUGGGAUGCAUACUGACAAAAGGUUGACGACGUUACAGAUGGAAACAGUGUAGAAGCUAAGGCUUGAAGAAUGUCCAAAAUAAGAGAAAUAAAUCCACAGAAAAUGAGUAUGGGUAAUAAACUGUAUAGUAAUCCAGGUAUUAACUGAGAGCUUGAAGGGAUAACUUAAAGUUGAAAUUUCAUGACCUUUAUGGUAGGACAUCACUGUAUCUAAUGGAUACGAGUACACUAGGUGAAUAACUUAAAAUCUUACUCACAAGCAGCUUGUUUAAAGACCAACUGAAUAACCUUGUACAUGGUACAGAAACACAUCUGUUUGGAUUGAAGACCAACUACUUGAAAACUGGAAAAUAAUUCACCUGUAUUCAAGAUUCUCUUUUGCUAUUGUUUUUACUUGUCUUUCUCCUGGAUUAAUGGCUGGAAGUCACUUUUCAGAAAGUUUGCUGGUUAAGAAAAUUAAGAUGUGUGGAUGUGAUGUACUAUAUAACCUUUAUAUACUAAUAUUUCUGUUUUGUGAUAUAGACUUGGCUCAAGAGAUGUCUACUUCUUCAGUAGUGUCGGUGUAUAAAAUAAAGGACUGAGAUGAAGGAACUGUUUCCAGUGGAAUCUAAUGUAUUGAACCCCAUCUCCCUCUUGCUGAUCUGAGCAUGGUGCUCAGAUCAUCUGAGCAUCCUGUCAGCUGUCAUUAUCUGCAGUGGACCAUGGGGUUUGUGCACAUACUCUGCUAUCAUAGAGUGACUGAUAAUAAAGCUUUAACCAGAGAAUACAAGUACCCAGUUGACUUUAGUUUAAAAAGAGGAUUUCAAAUCUUUAUUUUACUGCUUGGAUUUUGAUAGUAGAAUGUCAGACUAGUCACUGUGAUUUAUUCCAUUCUGUAUAGGUUCACCCCCACCCAUGGUGGUAUCAAAAUGUCUUCCAGACUUCUUGCCAAUGAAGAUUAGAAAACAAGACUAGCAUCUGUCAAAUGGGGCUCCCUCUCCAUUUCUCUCUACAUACCUUUCCUUUGGGGGGAGAAGAAGAGGAGAAUAGCAUGAAAAGUGCAAAAUGUUUCAAAUUCCUGUUCAAAAUCUUGAUAAUAUCAGGAAGGCUCGAAAAAAGGUGAAGGGCAUUCUUGUGGAUCUUGGGCUUGACAGCUGCAGGGAGUUGUUGAAGAAUCUUAAAAGUUUUGACCCAGGUGAAAAGUACUUUUGCAACACUUCAUGGAGUGAUGUCUCUCCUUGGGAGUCUGUGGGCAAAAGGAAGAGAUACAGAACAAAGCCGUACUGCUGUAGUUUAUGCAAGUUCUCGUCAAAAUUGCUUACUUCAUUCAAGAAUCACUUGCACCGUUGCCAUGAGGAUGAAAUGGACCAAGAGCUUGUGGUUCCUUGCCCAAAAUGUGCAUUUGCUUCUGAGCCAAAAAUAGUGGGAAAACAUAUCCGGAUGUUUCAUUCAUCUAAUAAGAGAAUACAGAACUAUACAGUCAGCAUUUUGGAUGGCAUGAAACAAUUCAGGAGUGAUAUCAUAAACUUCACGUGUCUAAAAUGUAAUUUUACAGACACAUUGUAUUAUAAUAUGAAGAAACAUGUUCUGAUGAACCACUUUCAAAACUUAAUAAGUAUAUAUUUUGGCCAGAGAUCUGAUGAAAGUGAAGAGAAUUUGGUUGAGCACUACUGUAAAAAAUGUAAUGCUUCUGCAAACAGCCAAGAUUCUUUAAUGUAUCAUGUCUUGACAGCUGAAACACACAGGGACCUGGAGAACAAACUUCGGUCUGUGAUUUCAGAACAUAUUAAGAAACCUGGACUUGUGAAACAAAUGCAUAUUGCUCCAAAGCCUCCCCAAAGUGUGGCUGCGCCUGCUCCAUCUUCAGGGCCUCCUGCAGCCCCAGCAGGUUCCAUUACAGCUCCAGCUUGCAUCCAACUUGCAUUUCCACAGAAUAAUCAAAACCAGACUGUGGUGCAGUCAAAACCAAUUCAGAACACAGUCAGAUCUCUGACUGUUCCAAGUGCCUCUGGUAGUAUUCCACAUACAACUUCUGCUCCGAUUGUUACCCCAUCACAUGUUACUCUUGUAUCCAGUCAUCUUCCUGUAGGUCAGAAUAGUGUUAAUAUUCAGCCAUCACCUUCUCAGCCUAUAAUUGUUUCUCAUAGGCUUCCUCUUAAUCAGCCUGUCAGGACUGCGGCUGUUCCUCUUCAUCAUUCUGUUGGGACCCUAAGCAGAACCGUGGCCCCUGCAGUUCUUCCUCUUAAUCAACCUGUCGGGCCUGGACUCUUUCCUAUUAGUCAGUCUCUUGGUACUAUAAAUAGUCCAGUUGCAGCUGCGACAUUACCUGUUACUCAGCCUGUCAGCCCUGUGAAUCAUCUGGUUGCGCCGGGAGUGCUCCCUGUGAAUCAGCCAGUUGCACCAGGAGUUCUCUCUGUCAACCAUGCGGUUGGGAAUGUGAAUAGACCCACUGGUCCUGGAGUCCUUCCUAUGGCUCAGACGGUUGCAUCAGGGGUUCUCCAGCUUAAUCAGCCUGUCGCACCUGGAGUUGUUCCUGUCAGACAGCCUGUUGGACCUGGGUUUCUUCAGCUUAAUCAACCUGUUGCCCCAGCAGUUAUCCCUGUAAAUCAGCCAGUUAGACCCGCAGUUUCCCAAAAUGCAGCUUUUUUGACUGCAGGUUCUAUACUUCGGCAGUUGAUUCCAACUGGGAAGCAGGUUAAUGGGAUACCUACAUACACGCUUGCCCCAGUUUCAGUGACUUUGCCUGUACCUCCUGGUGGUGGAGUAGCAACAGUUACUCCACCACAAAUGCCUAUCCAACUAAUGCAGUCUGGAGCAGUAACUCAAUUGUCUCAGUCACCAGCUAGUGCACCCUCUCCACCUGUGCUUUUAACAUCUCAGAAUAUAUCAUUACAAGCUCCCCCACCUGGUCCUGAAACAAGUCAGGCUGUCAGACAGGCUAAGCAAUGGAAGACUUGCCCUGUUUGCAAUGAGCUCUUCCCAUCAAAUGUGUAUGAGGUACACAUGGAAGUGGCCCACAAACAUGGUGAAGUAAAAAUGGAGGAUAUGCAGCAACCUGACAAACUUGCAGCUUGUGCACCCUUUUUAAGGUGGAUGACGGAGAAGACUGUUCGGUGUUUUUCUUGUAAGUGUUUUCUCUGUGAGGAAGAGCUCAUGAAACAUCUCUUGAUGCAUGGCUUAGCUUGCUUGUUUUGCACAGUUACUUUCCAUGACUUAAAAAGCCUUGUGGAGCACAAUAAAACUACUCAUAACGGGAAAAAGCAGUUACAUGCAGAUUAUAGCAACAGAGGAUUUCAGUUAGGUAAUGAGGCUCAGGGUGACCUUGUAUUUCCUCACUUUGAUUUCAGUACAGUGUUACCAAAAGAAGACAUCGGUGAAAGAGAAGUACAUUUGGCAGUGCUUGCUGGAGUAAAUUCGAGGACGCUAGUCCCCGUUUACAUCAAAGUGAAACCUCAGGCAGCAGAAGUGAACAACAGGUGCAGCAAAAAAGUGUUAACCUGUCCCUUUUGUUUUGGAACAUUUGUUAGUCAAAGAACCUAUGAAAUGCAUUUGAAAGAAAGGCAUCAUAUUAUGCCAACUGUGCAUACAAUUUUAAAGUCUCCUGCUUUCAAGUGCAUCCACUGUUGUGGCGUGUACACUGGAAAUAUGACUCUAACAGCUAUUGCUGUGCAUUUGCUCCGUUGUAGAAGUGCUCCCAAAGACAGCAACUCAAGCGUGAAAAUGCAGCUUGAACGUACUGAGAAGAAAGAGUUACUGUUUGUGAAUGGUGAAAAGCAUGAUUCCGUGAUACUUAAAAGAAAGCUAUCUGAUUCCUGUUUCAUUGCAGAAGACCAAAGGAAUAAGGAACAGCAGCCUCUAAGCUUGUGUACUGGCAUAGCUCUAUCUCCUGAAGAAGAACUGUAUUCAGGGCUAGUGCCUUUCAAACGACAGAAGAUUAAUAGGACUGAGAUAAAGAAAAUUCCUUCCAGUGAGGAUCUGCAUAUUCUAGCAGUAGAUCCUAAACAAUAUGAUCACAAUUCAUAUGAUGCUCAGAAACAGUUUUUGACAGACUACUUUCAUGAGAGGCCCUAUCCUUCAAAAAAAGAGUUGGAAUUGCUAUCCUCGCUGCUGUAUGCUUGGAAAAUUGAUGUUGCGUCAUUUUUUGGGAAAAGGAGGAAUACGUGCUUAAAGGCAAUAAAUAAUCACAAACCAUCUGUGCUGCUGGGUUUCAGUAUGUCUGAACUAAAAAACAUUAAGCACCGUUUGAAUAUAAAAGAUGAAGCGUUAGAUAUGUAAACAAGCUUUUUAUAACAACUAAAAGCAAUCCAUAAUUGCGUACUUAACAAUUUUGCAAUUUAUUAUAAUGAAAUAUUUGUUUUAACUUGCAGACUGGCCUGUUGAAGGGUUGCAGUAGUACAGAAAGUCUCAUUCAGUUGUGACUGUUAUUGUGAAAGGCACACAUAGUUGUGUAUUUGAAACAGCUAAAACCUUCAGAUUUACACUUCUGGAAUUUGUUUUAGCUUUUUACUUUUUUUUGGAGUGUUUUUUUUUGUUUCCCUUUUUCCUCCUCCAGGCUCCCAUUAGACUUUUUAUACCACCAUGUAAAACUUUUUGUGCUGUUAAAUACAAAUUUUAUUUUAUUUUUCUGCAAUGUCAUCAUCUUUUCUAAACAAUAAAAUGUAUAAUGUUUAAAAUACUGAGGUAAACUAGAUGAAAUACAUCUAUUUGAUUAUUUGUAUUUUUUAGUCCUUGUAAUUUUUAAACUUUUUUUUUUAAUCUGCUGAAGAACUGCUUAUAGCCUUUACAUCCAUUGGUCCCUUCAAAUUCUGAAUGUGCUGGUAGCAAUAAAGUCCCUGGCAUUCUCUUUUCUCAAUCGUAAUAACACCUGUGCCAGUGAAGUCUAGUGACUCAUAAUACCUAACUAGUAUUAAUGUGGUGGGGAUUUGAGGGGCUGGAGGUGCUUACUGAAGUGUUACAGUUAACUGACUUGAAAUGGUUGUGUUUAUUAUCUGUUAAAUAGAUCUUGCUAACCAGAACUGUUUACUCUUUUUUUGUUGGUGUUGAAACCUGGUUGUUUAAAUGCUGUUCAAAGCUUGGUACCAGCAUUUAGUUUUUCCUUUUUCAAAAAGCAAAACUGCUUUGGAUUGUGUCACGUUGCUCUGAUAGUGUGGAAUAUGACUUCCAUGCACAUAACUGAUCUCUAGAAGCCCUAUCCAAGUAUCACUGAAGUUUGGUGAAAAAUCUGAUUUUUACUUCCAUUUUAAAUGGGUGUUGCAUGAGGUAGUAACUGAGCAGUGCUUCUUCCCCAGCAAAUUAAGUAUAUCUUUAAGUGCUUGAGGUGAGGAAUAAUACAAUCACAAACUGGUUGAAUAGGCGGCAUUAAGACUCUGAAUUGCCUGUUUUCUGAAACAGAGCUAUAUAUAUAUAGUGAUUAUUUUUAUUACAGAGAGCAUAAGAAUGGUAUAAAACGCCAAUAGAUUAUCUUGUUCAGUAUGAUUUAAUAUCCCUACUACAGGAAAGUUGGUUAUAACAAAUUGUAUGUUGAAUUAUUGGUGGUUACAUUGAGGUCUUUAGUUUUGUUCCUUUUAUCUGGAUAUGCUUGGUUUCAGCUGGCUUGUAAGACAGUGCUUCCAAAAUUCAUUAAUAGCCAGUCAUGUAAUAACCUAUAAUUUUUAUUAUUUUCCUUCCUCCCCCUCGUCUUUCCUAGAAGACAAAAAAAAAAAAAAAAAGGAAACUGUUCUACCGGUUAAUUUGUGCCAGUGUUAUAAGGAAAAGGUAAUGUCCCCAAGCUAUUUUCUAUUUUUUUUAAAUUAAUAAGCAUAUGUUUAUCGUAUGCAAUAUUUUUUAAAGCAGAUGCAGGAUUGUUUUUGUGCUGUUUCUAAAAGGAUGUGACAUUUUAACAUAAUUUUGUAGCAGCCUACCUGAGGUUCUAUAAGCAAUUAAAAAUUCUAUUUUUGAUACAAUCUUGAUAUUUUCAUAUUGACCCCUUCCAAGAAUUUUAAUGUAUAUGUAACAUGCAGUUACCUAAACAGUCUAUUUACAAAAAUCUAUUCGUUUAAUACCAAAAAAACUUAGUUGAACAAAUUUAAUCACCUUCGACGGGUUUCCCCACACCUGCCACCCUGCUACAACAAGUAGUAGUGCAUUCUUAGAGUUUAAUAUUAGCUCGUUAAAAAGUCAGUGAAUAAACGGUCAAAACUGAGAUUUAGGCAUAGCGCAGUUUAUAAAGCAGUUUGAAAGACUCUUAAGUGAGAAAGAGGGAUGCUGUAAAAGUCCUGAAAUCUUAAGCACUCAUUUUCAGUCUCAAAUGUUGAUACUUUGUGCUGUGUCAUCUUUGGGGUAGUUCUGCUGAUAUCGGCGAGACUCCGGCAGGAAGGAAUUUGCCAGUGUGCAUCUGGGGAAGGCAUAUGAUAAAUGGUCGAGGGUUCACCUUUGAGAUGAGAGUGCUGCUUGGAGUGGGUAGCUGGGAAGUCAUAUCAGAGUUCAUCUAUGCUUGGGGCAUCAAGGAAACAGUCCAGUCUUACCAGUUUUCCUACAUAGCAUCUAGUGGUGAUGUUAAGCAUUUUAUAUAUUGGAUUUCAGAGUUUUAAAUAAACCAGCUUUCUAACCUUCUCUUAGGUGUGUGCGCAAAUAAUUGUGUGGCGCCCCCCUCUGCCCCCCCCAUUUAUUUAUUUAUGAAAUAAAAUAUUCAGGGAACUUGGUGUUGAAAGAGACACAAAAGUAAAGUAGGACCUAGAUCCAGAUGCUUUAGGUAGAUAUUAAAAUGAAAUAGUGCCUUGUAGUAAUACUGUGCAUUAAAUACUGACUGUUUUCCAGGAAACUGAAGUCUUGGUACUAAUUUGCUAUUGCUAAAUACUCCUUUCUUCAUUAAAUUAGGACUCCAAAAAUGAGCAACAAACAUACAUUUUGAAAUGUGAAACAAGUAACUGAAAUAUCAAAGUGCAGGUUACAGUAUGGUUGUGGUGAUCAGAAAAGCUGAAGACCCUGUUUUUUUAAAAAAAAAAAAAAAAAAAAAAAAGGAGAGACAUUAAACUUGUCUUUUUACCUAAAUUAAGCUUAAGCUUUGUUAUAGGCUUCUCAAGUGUGAAGUCACUUGGUGAGAAAUUGUUAUUCUGGGAAGAUGCUGCACCUGUCUAGGAGUACAUGGUGUGGGUAGUCUGGUAAGUGCGCGUCUCUCUCUCUUCGUAAGGAAAGAGCUUAACGCUCCUGGUAUCUGCUGUUGGGCAAGAUGGAUCUAACCAAAUGCUCUGUCUGCAUAGGCUUUCCAAAUUCCUUAAAGCAUGCAGGUAAAUCUCUGAUCCACUGUAAAAGAAAUACAUUUGAAAGGAACGCCUGGUUCGUUCACAGGAAGAUUGUGGCAAGUAUUUGUUCUUCAUGGAAAUAAAGCAAACAAAACU